Messenger RNA from Entamoeba dispar SAW760, 1893 nucleotides. Its product is annotated as Rho GTPase-activating protein, putative. The record is from RefSeq and is a predicted model, not a curated record. The transcript has a single exon. The coding region runs from base 1 to 1893 and encodes 630 amino acids. Lineage: Eukaryota; Evosea; Mastigamoebida; Endamoebidae. Gene Ontology annotation, biological process: signal transduction; regulation of GTPase activity. Gene Ontology annotation, cellular component: cytoplasm.
AUGUCAGAACAUAUUGGUGCAAUAGAGAUUCGAGGAGGUACAUUUAAGAAAUUUACAAAAGUCCAAAUGGAAUGUAAAAAUGAUUGUCUUAAAAUAUAUCACCAAGGAGAUCGUUUAAAAGAGAAGAUAAGUAUUACAAUGAGUGUUGCAAUAUUUCAUAAGAAACUUACAUGGCUUAAAAAAUUUCCUAAAGAACAAGAAGAACUUGCUUUUGAAAUUGCUUAUGAUAAGUUAUAUCAAUUUAUUUGUCCAAAUUAUAUUGAAUAUUCUUCUUGGCUUAAUAUCAUCCCUUUAAAAAUGAGAUGUAAUGAGGUGUUUGGAGUUCCAUUGAGUGUUGGAGUAAAGAAAAGUGGUUGGAGAUUUCCACUUCCUAUUUAUCGAUGUUUAGAAUAUUUAGAGAAAAAUGAUGGAUUAAGAGCAGAAGGGAUUUUCAGAUUAUCUUCUUCUAUUGAUGAAACAAAACGUUUAAAAGAAAUAUUUGAUGGUGGACAAGAUGUUACAAUGCAAAUUAUUGGAGAUGUACAUGUAGCUGCCGGUUUAAUAAAAUUAUAUUUACGUGAACUUCCUGAUUCUUUAAUUCCUAAAAGUAUGUACAAUACAUUUUUAGAAUUAUCAACAUCAUCUGACCUUAACAAAGAUAUUAAAAAACAAAUACAAACAUUUCCUGAUAUUAAUAAGAACACUCUAUGGUUGAUUAUGCGUUUUCUUUCUAAAGUUAUUCAAAACACUUCUGUUAAUCAAAUGACAAGUUCUAAUCUUUGUGUCUGUUUUAGUCCAUCAUUAUUUAGAAGUCCAGACAAUGAUAUGACUAGAGAAAUGACUGAUACACCAAAACUUCGUACUAUAAUAGAUUCAAUGAUUACUCAUUUUACUGAUAUUUUCUAUGAAAUAGAAAAAGAAAAUCAUAAACUUGGAAUAAUACCACCAACUUAUCCUGCAAUAAUUCCUAUCUCAUCUAUUUCUUCUGAAAUGAUUUCAGAUGCUGUGAAUAAAAGAAAUCAAUCAUUAGUCUCUAAAAUUGAAAAUAUUAGUCCUUCAUUUGAUAGUAAUACUUCUGAAAACCCAGUCAAUUCCAAACCAUUACAACCAGUUAUGCAAUCUGUUUAUGUUAGUCAAUAUCAAAAAUAUCAAUCAACAAGUCCACAACAAGACCAGUCAAUCCCCAACACUACCUUUUUACCCUCUAAAUCAAGAAAUGCUUUUCUUCAACACCUUAAUCAACCAACAACUACUGGACCUCGUUCAAGUCAAAUUAGUACAUCUUCUCCUAAUGGAUUUCUUAGUAGGCAAUAUAGUCACACAACAAAUCAGUCUAGUGGUUCUACAAUUAAUAUUGGAACAAGAAACUCACCUCCUUCUCCAAUUCGUAACGUAGAGAUACCUGAUGAAGUCCAACAAAUUCCACUUAUUCCUCAUUCGGAACAACAGGCAUCUUCACCUAGUACUAAAUCACCUGAGCAACAACAAAAAGCAAAAAUUAAUGCAUUUGCUGGAGCACGAAUUACUACUCGUUGUGCCUCUCAGUAUUAUGUUCAUGAUACUUCUCUUCAAGCACUUAUUUUACCACCGAUAAAUGAUAGUAUGAAUGAUACUCAAAAAGUGCAGUCAUUACAAAGGAGGGUUGAUGCCUUAAUAUCAAAAGCAGUUGAACAAGACAAAAUUAUUUAUGAAUUUCAUCAAAAGUUAAUUUCCCUUGGUGUUACUGAAGAAGAAAUAGAAGUACUUUCAAAUCAAAAAUCAUCACCUCCAACUAAUCAACCAAGACGUUCUGUUUUGUUUAGAACUACAGAAAAAUCUGCUGCACGGGGUACUUUUCUUGGAAGAGGAAGGGUACAACAAACUCAACUACCAACUCAACCACAAGAAGGACCUUCUGUAGAAGAAGAACACUAA